Messenger RNA from Chelonus insularis, 1361 nucleotides. RefSeq names its product retinol dehydrogenase 11-like. The coding region runs from base 213 to 1205 and encodes 330 amino acids. The transcript has 6 exons. The record is from RefSeq and is a predicted model, not a curated record. Lineage: Eukaryota; Metazoa; Arthropoda; Insecta; Hymenoptera; Braconidae.
UAGAGCUGCUGCAGUGUGUUGGCUAUCUCACUACCUACCUCCUACUCAGAAAUUUUAAUAACGGUACUCUAAAACUUCCAAUGUAUCCACAGAAGAAAUGUUCAAGCCUAGAAUACUAACGGCUCUGUAAAUCAUACUUUUGAAAGUUAUGUGUAUUGCGAUAACGCUACAAAAAAUAUUAUCGUUUUAAAUACUUUUUUUGUAUUCAUAUCAUGUGGCUAUUUAGUCGUUCUUGUCAGAGUAAAGCACGUCUUGCUGGUAAGACUGUUGUUAUUACCGGUGCUAACACUGGAAUCGGAAAGGAAACUGCGAAGGAUCUUUACAGACGAGGUGCACGAGUGGUUCUUGCAUGCAGGGAUGUUGAAAAAGCAAAGCAAGCUAUUGAAGAAUUACAAACUACUCUACCGUCUAAACCAGAAAGAGAACAAUUUAGUGGAGAACCAGGUGAAUUGAGUAUUUGCCAUUUAGAUCUGUGUAGUUUUGCCAGUGUCAGAAAAUGUGCACAAACUUUAAACAGCACUGAACCGAAUAUCCAUAUUCUUAUCAAUAAUGCAGGAGUCAUGAUGUGUCCAUUUGCUAAAACAGAAGAUGGAUAUGAAAUUCAGCUUCAAGCAAAUCAUCUUGGUCAUUUUUUGCUUACUCUAUUAUUGCUACCGAAAUUGAUGAAAUCAACUCCUGCAAGGAUAAUUAAUGUUUCAUCAAUAGCUCAUAUGUAUGCUGACAUUGACUUUGAUGAUAUUAAUUUGGAACAGUCAUAUUCUUCGAUGAAGGCUUAUAAUCGAAGUAAACUGGCUAAUAUAUUAUUUACUAAAGAAUUAGCUCGUCAGUUGGAAGAAGCCAAAAUUGACGGGAUCACUACAUACUCUCUUCAUCCAGGACUGAUUGCUACUGAAUUAGGCCGACAUUUAAAUGAGACUGUUUUUCCUGGAGCUCGAUUUAUUGCAAGAAUUGUUUCUGUACCGUUCAGAAAAACUCCAGAACUUGGAGCACAAACGACUAUUCACUGUGCCACAGAUGAGAAGGCUGAAUCUGAAACAGGCUUAUAUUACAAAGAAUGCAGUGUUGCUGCACCAUCAACCAAAUCAAAGGAUCCUGAGCUAGCUCGUAAACUUUGGAAUGAAAGCAUCAAGAUGGUUGGCUUGGAACCAAAAAAUAACUUAAAUGAGCUUUUGACUCAAAUAUCUCAAAUUCUUUCAUCCAUGUAGCGGGAAUUUUUGACUUUUUUCAAUAAAUGAAUACAAUAAAAUGUAUGGAAUCAAUGAGAGAGCUUAUUAACAUAUAAGAUUUACUAUUAUAUAUAUUUUUUAUUAUACAUAUAUGUAAAUGAUUAAACGACUUGCGUAAUAAAUGGAUACACAGAA